AUGAAUAAUUUAUCGCAAUGUGUCGAUUCGGGGCGUACAUCCCCCGGGGGGUGUGCGCGGGGUGAGAGGGGACGCGAGGGAGGGAGGGGUACGGCGGGGGAGCGGGGCGGGGCGGCGGGUAAAGCACGUCAGUUUGCGGCGAGCGGCCGAGCGAGCGCCAUGUCCACGUGUGCGCCGCGCGCGUGUUGCCGGCCGCGCGCCCCGCCGACGUUGCUCGACAUCACAGCUAAGAUAGUCGCGGCCGCAAUCCCGUUCCAGCGCAUAGAGGAGCGCUACGAGCGAAUCCCGGAGCCGGUGCAACGGCGGGUGGUGUACUGGUCCUUCCCGCGGGAUGAGCGCGACAUCUGCAUGUACUCAUCCCUGGCGAGAGCGCCACCCGACGACCACCGCAACAUCGCCUUCUGCCGCGGCCUCAAACUGUUGGAAGCCGGCUGCGUGGAGAACGUCCUCCAAGUCGGCUUUCAUCUUAGCGGGGUAGUACGCGCCCCGGCCGCGGUACCACCGUGCUCCGAACCUGAAAGGUUAUACAGGGUUACAGUGUCCUUUGACAGAUGCAAGAUAACAGGAGUGACGUGCAGCUGCGAGGCGAGGGAUAUAUUCUGGUGCCAACAUGUUGUAGCGCUAGCGUUGUAUCGCAUACGAAAUGCGGACUCAGUGCGAUUACGUGUGCCCAUAUCAGAAACCCUCCUCCAAAUGGACAGGCAACAGCUACAGAAAUUUGUGCAAUAUCUCAUAGCAGAACACCAUACAGAGGUGUUGCCUACUGCCCAGCGGUUGGCUGAUGAAGUCCUGCAGGCCAGGUCUGCGAUUAACAGGAUCUGUGGUGCUCCGGAUCCCACCGCUGGGCCCCCGCCUGAUGCGCAUCAUGCUUGGCACUUGGAUGAACAGCAGGUCUGCGAACAAGUGCGAGCGUACUUAUUACAGGGAACUUAUUAUAAUGCAAAUAAACAACUAAAUUCAUUAUUUUCUAAGGUUCGAGAAAUGUUGAGAGCACAAGACUCAAAUGGUCCUAGAAUGCUCAUGCUUAUGACUGAACAGUUCCUAUCAGACCCUAGGUUGCUUUUAUGGAGGAACCAAAACACCCCCAUGACGGAAAAAUGUAGGCAAUUAUGGGAACAAUUAGGUGCUUUAUGGGUCAGUAUAGUGUUAGAUCCGGGGAGUAAUAAACACCAUAGGAUGCAAUGGAGGCAUUUGCUGGAUAAGUGGUCAGCUGUCGAGGUUUGCCCGACAGAGGACCCUGAUUACAGAUCAUUUCCUUUGUACGCGAGAGAACGGGAAAGAAACGAGAGGGAUCGAGACAGAGAUCACAGAGACAGGGACAGAGAACGGCAUCGAGAUAGAGAAGACAGGGAUAGAGAGAGGCUACGGGAAAGAGAGGAGAGAGAUAGAGAAAGACAUAGAGAGAGGCAAAGGCGAGAAAUGCAUUCCCAUUCAGAAAGUUCUGAUGAAGAAUCUAGGCCUAAUAACUAUGAACGUGAAUAUAGGAGAGCAAGUAAAAGACUUCGACUGCACAAUCAGAGACCUGCCCAGCUGACUCCCCGGACGGUGUUCCACAAAGCCUUAGAUGCAGUGGAUAUAUCGUGGGAGAACGAGCAUCUAAAGAACAUUCUGAGUUCAGACGAGUUCUGUGACCCUGAAACGGAGAAACCUGACAAAGCCGGUGCUUCCACUGGGUCUACAGCCUUACAGCCAUACCCUAAAUUCAACGAAAUUGGCCAACCCUUAUGGCAUGAACAUCUCCCAGUAGUGGGAGCGCGGAUAGAGGCGCUACGAGCGCACGGUCGCGCGCCCGCCGCCCUGCGCCUCGCGGUGGCGGCCGCUCGAGCCAUGAGGCAUAGACAGGAAGUGGCUCAGCAACGCUGGCAAGAAGCCGGCGGGGGCGAAGCGUCCAGCAGCGGAGGCGGCGGCGGCGGCGCGGGCAGCGCGUGCGUCGGGGACUCCUGCACGGGCCAGUGCGACCGCGCCAAGAUAUCCCUGGUGUGCGCGCACAUGGACGCCGGCGCCUGCCUCGCCGCGGGCAACACGUGUGCGCUCUCGCACUCGCAGCGGUGUAUCGGGAGAGAUAGCAGAUGUUGGACGGGUUGGACGUUGGAGGCGAUCUGGUGCGUGUACGAGUGCCUCGCGGAUGCGUGCCUCGCGCCCGACGACCAGCGCGCGUCGCCGCGACUGCACACAUACAUCGACGAGGAACCGAACACGGGACUACCUCCUAGAUAUCAACAUGUACCUGUAGCGGGCAGCAAAAACCCUGAAGAAACGUACCUGGCACUAGCUUUAGAAGCGGCGUUACUUGGCCUGGGCAUGCAGAGGAUGUUGCCAAGCGGUCUCUACGCGCAGGAGCGGUAUUGUAAACAGGAGGAGCGCCUGAUCAGCCAGCUGCAGCGCGUGGAGUGCGAGGCGGCGGGCGUGUGCGGGCGCGUGGCGCGCGCGCUGCUGGCGGGCGGGCCCUCCUCCUGCCUCGGCACCAAGCUGCACCCGCGCUCCGCGCCCGCCCACACCUUCGCCAGGUUCCUGUUCCUCGCGCUGCUGCCCACCGACCCGGACCUGGCUUAUAGAGUCGGCUUGCGGGCUAUGAGACUGCCGAUGGUGGAGGAGGCGUACGCGCUGGACGGCAACGCGGCGGCGGGCGGCGCGGGCGCGUGGCACACGCUGCAGCACGCCGAGCAGCAGCAGGCGGCACUCGCCAGUGCAUUACUUGGCGCGGCGCGCGGCACGCCGGCGCGGCUGCGCGCGGCGCUGGCGGCGGCGCAGCGGCACGUGCGCUCGGCCGCGCAGCUGUUCCGCCUGGCGCAGGACGCGCUGCGCCACGCCGCGCCGCCCGACGCGCCGCACCACCACCGCGACCUGCUCGCCGCCGCCUUCGAGCUGGGCCUGCAGGUCCUGCGCAUGACCUUGUCCGCGGUAAACUGGCGGAGGCGAGAGAUGGUGCGGUGGCUGGUCACGUGCGCGACGGAGCUCGGUCUAGACGCCUUGCUGUCUAUAAUGCAGAACUGGUACGAACUGUUCACGCCGACGGAGGCGACGGGGCCGGUGGCGGCCGCCGCCAUGUCGCACGCCACGGCGCUGCGCCUGGGGCUCAGCUUCGAGCAGCAGGAGAAGCUCAGCGCGUGCGCGCGGACGCUCGCUCUGCAGUGCGCGGCGAAGGACCCGCCGGGCUGCGCGCUGAGCGCGCUGUCGGUGUGCGAGGGCUCGGCGGGCGCGUUCGAGGCGGCGUGCGCGGCGGUGGGCGGCGCGGCGGCGCGCGGCGCGCUCGCCUCCAGCCAGCUGUUCGCGGUGGCGCGCUACAUGGAGCAGCGCGGCCAGCCCGCGCGCGCCAUGCGCCUCGCCACGCUCGCCAUGAGGAACUUGCACUUGCAUUAUAAUCAGGAUAGUCACCCCGCAAUCGCAGACAUCCACUGGGCGGUGGCGCUCGCGCACUCGCUGGGCAGGGCCGAGCUGCAAGCGAUGUUGCCGCUUCUAGUUAAAAACGUGCAAUGUGCGCCCGUUUUGUCGGACGUGCUGCGGCGCUGCUGCGUGGCGGCGGCGGGGUGCUCGCGCGCGCGGCCGCCGCCGCCGCGGCCGCCCACGCCGCUGCGGCCGCUGCUGGAGGCCGCGCUGCGCGCCUACGCCUCCACCACGCACGCGCGCCUCGCGCACAUCUCGCCCAGGCACUACGCGGACUUCGUGGAUUUUCUUGGUAAAGCCCGAGACACAUUCGCGCUAGCACACGACGGGCCGCACCAGUUCGCUGCGCUUCUGCAAGAAAUAAAAUUAAAAUAUAAAGGCAAAAAGAAACUAAUGUUCCUUGUCAAAGAGAGGUUUGGA
This is a messenger RNA of Brenthis ino (lesser marbled fritillary), 3804 nucleotides long. NCBI's taxonomy places the organism in Eukaryota, Metazoa, Arthropoda, Insecta, Lepidoptera, Nymphalidae. The record is from the annotation of a GenBank genome assembly.